AGAAAGAGAGUUAAAUAGAGAGGGAUAGAGAGAGGAGAGAGAGAAGAACACAGACAAAGCUGAUGACAACUCAGAAACAGGGCUCUUGGGAUGUGUUAACUUUACUGAGGCAAGCUGGUUUCUCUUUGUUGCUGUAGACGGAAUGCCCAAAUUCAGAGGACUAAAAUCUCAACCAAGCUUCUGAGCAAGUUUGGAUUUAUUCCCAUUUGGCUGACGGUCAUUCUCGCUGUCGUGUGAGGAACCUCCACCUACAUUGUCUAUAUAAGGACUUCCUUUCUGCUGCAAUGGGAAGUUGCCAUCUUGGUACCAACUAAGAGUCGGCUCCAGAGAGAAUCCAGCUUCACACAGUGUUGGCUAAGGAACAUUACUUGAAACAUUUUAUUUUCCAUGAAAUUAGAGAAACCCUUAAUGUUUUCUUUCCAGGAGAAAUUAUGAACAUGUUGCUAAAGUGAGGUGCAGUCAAAGAAGAUUUUUUAUUUUUUUUAAAUUGAAAAGCUUCGGUGCCCGUUUUGGAUUAAAAAAAUAAUAAAAAGCCCAGAAACACUGAAGGUUUCUCCUCAUUUGGAGCCAUGUUCGGUUCAUGUCUUCCCCCUACACCCUACCACGUCCCACGCUCGGUCUUUUUCUUUGGAGUGCUCCUUCUUGUCCACUUGGGGCCCUCAGAGGGCCAGAAUGACACAGAACCAAUUGUGUUGGAGGGAAAGUGUCUGGUGGUGUGCGACUCCACACCAUCUGCAGAACCAUCGGGUAACGCUCUGGGCAUGUCCGUGAGGUCAGGAACUGGUCGGGUGGCAUUUUCAGCGAUCCGUAACACCAACCAUGAACCAUCAGAGAUGAGCAACCGUACCAUGACCAUCUACUUUGACCAGAUCUUAGUGAACGUCGGCAGCCAUUUUGACCCAGCGAGGAGCAUCUUUGUGGCACCCAGAAAAGGAGUCUACAGCUUCAGCUUUCAUGUUGUGAAAGUUUACAACCGUCAGACAAUACAAGUGAGUUUAGUCCUCAACGGCUGGCCUGUGAUCUCAGCCUUCGCAGGUGACCAGGACGUGACCAGAGAAGCUGCCACCAAUGCCGGGCUAGUGAUGAUGGAGAGAGGGGACAAGGCUUACCUCAAACUGGAAAGGGGGAACCUGAUGGGUGGGUGGAAGUACUCCACCUUCUCUGGGUUUCUGGUGUUCCCCUUGUAGAUGGGAUAAUGAGAGAUGGUGUUCUUGUGGUUGCCGUCAGGGUAAAACAUAGAGGUUGUUUUGUUCCUUUAAAGCCUUUGGCAUAAAGGAGGAUGAAUUUAUGGAUAAACUGCUUUGAUGAAUGGGUGUAUUGCACCAAAUAAUGCAAUAAUGUAACUCUGUGAAGGUUCCCAGUCAUCCAGGUCAUGGUAUAUCCCAAAACAAAGCUUAAACAGGGGCAACUAGACUUUUACCUUCUUAAGUUCUGUUUUUCUUAACUUUGGAGUCAGAAGAAACUACUUGGAAGGGUGGUGCAAUGUCUUCAAGAAACCCAACAGGUCCAGUUGACUUUGUUUUAGCAUUACUGUUCUUUGGGAUAAAUCUGAAUGUAAAUUCCAUUUCCAUUGCACUUUUACGACUUAUUGUCUUUUGUCCAACACGUAGACUGUGAUGUGUUGUCAUUGCUUGCGUUCAACCAGAUGUUGGUUUUCAUUCGUCCAAGCUUUAAUGCAUGACAGAUAAAUGUUUUUAGCAAUAAAGAACAUUACUGCGUC
Mugil cephalus (flathead mullet) is the source of this 1720-nucleotide messenger RNA. Its product is annotated as cerebellin-1. Gene Ontology annotation, cellular component: synaptic cleft; glutamatergic synapse. The transcript is spliced from 4 exons. Bases 570 to 1187 code for a protein of 205 amino acids. Gene Ontology annotation, molecular function: protein binding. Lineage: Eukaryota; Metazoa; Chordata; Actinopteri; Mugiliformes; Mugilidae. The record is from RefSeq and is a predicted model, not a curated record.